Molecule: messenger RNA, 519 nt
Organism: Cladophialophora psammophila CBS 110553
Lineage: Eukaryota; Fungi; Ascomycota; Eurotiomycetes; Chaetothyriales; Herpotrichiellaceae
Exons: 1
Coding region: 1-519 (172 amino acids)
Biological process (GO): endoplasmic reticulum to Golgi vesicle-mediated transport
Cellular component (GO): TRAPP complex; cytoplasm; nucleus
Source: RefSeq, a predicted model, not a curated record
AUGUCGUAUUACCUCGCCAUCAUCUCGCCAGCCGACUCGCCGCUCUUCGAAUUGACCUUCGGCACAUCAAAAGCUGGCGGUGACGGCGUUGCUCGAUUCCGCAAUGGCGAGACCUCUCGGUACAUGAACCAGUUUAUUGUCCACGCCGCCCUGGAUGUCGUGGAAGAAGUGCAGUGGCUCACGCCAAAUAUGUGGCUUAAAGUCAUUGACAACUAUGCACCCACGAACUCGCACAUCAGCUGCUUCAUUACGGGAACCAAUGUUCGGUUUAUGCUUCUCCAUCAACCAUCGGCAAUAACCAAUUCUUCCGCUGGCGCUCGAGCAUCUACCAUUUCGUCGACUUCAAUUCCGCAGAAUCCUACUAGUCCUCAGACAGAGGAGGCUAUUCGGCAGUUUAUGAACGAGGUUUUCGAACUCUGGGUCAAGACAUUGAUGAAUCCAUUCUACAGGAUCGGGAAUCCCAUCAAGAGUCCAGUUUUCAAGCAGAGGGUCACUGCUGCUGGCCGUAAAUGGCUGUAG